Messenger RNA from Dryobates pubescens (Downy woodpecker), 1968 nucleotides. RefSeq names its product TNF receptor superfamily member 1B (gene TNFRSF1B). Gene Ontology annotation, biological process: negative regulation of neuroinflammatory response; inflammatory response; extrinsic apoptotic signaling pathway. Bases 485 to 1945 code for a protein of 486 amino acids. The transcript has 11 exons. The record is from RefSeq and is a predicted model, not a curated record. Gene Ontology annotation, cellular component: membrane. NCBI's taxonomy places the organism in Eukaryota, Metazoa, Chordata, Aves, Piciformes, Picidae. Gene Ontology annotation, molecular function: tumor necrosis factor binding; tumor necrosis factor receptor activity.
GAACUAAAAAGUGCAUGGAUUUUAAGCCAUUCCCACAUUCUUCUUGCCUGUCAAUGUUUCAUUGUUCACAGUUUCAGUGCAUACACCAGCUGCAGAAAAAGUAUUUUUGGAAGAGAGACAUCGAGAGCUUGUGAAGCCAUUGAUCGACUGGAGCUUUGCUUAGAGCAGGGCAGGUCUGAAAGUAGGUUAAGGUCUCUCUGAACCAUGCUGGCAGCAUGUUCAAGAAACGUGUGAGUGAAUACGGGGGGUGUUAAGGCUAAAGAGCAGCCAAGGCAAAGGUCACCUCUGGGGGCUAAGGAGUCCAGACCGCAGAGCCGCUUUACACCUGCCGAGGGUCUGAGCCACUGAAGUCCCUCUUCGGUCCAUCCAUCAGCAGCAAUCUCCCCCGAAGUUGCCCAUGCUGACAGCGGCCGCGCCCGCCGUGGGGCGGAUCCCCCGGAGCUGAACGGGGGCCGGGACCGCCCCCGCCUCACUUGGCAGCGGGAUGGGGCUGCGCUGGGCGCUGCUGGUCGCGCUCCUGCAGGCUGCGGGCGGUCGGCUUUUUAGCAUCUGCCGCUUUCUGUUUCAUCAGACCUAUAUCAGUGUCUUGGAAAGGAAGGUGGUUAUAAUGAAACUACAGUCUGCACAAUGCAAAAAUCCCAGCACUGAAUUCUAUGAUGAAGGACUUAAUAAAUGCUGCAGCCGGUGCCCUCCAGGUGAAUAUAGAACAGAGCGCUGCAGUCACACAGCGGACACAAAGUGCAGUCCCUGUAGACCCAAUACCUAUACAGCAGUUUGGAAUCAAUCUCCUCAGUGCUUUGCCUGCUCACCACCCUGCAGGAAAGGAUUUGUGCAGAGUCAAGCAUGCACAAGGUCACAGGACAGAAUCUGUAGCUGCCCACCCAAUGAGUGGUGCAUUUUGAAAAUAUCUGAGGACUGCAAAAUAUGUCAAGUGCACAGCAAAUGUGGAAAAGGUUACCGAGUUUCCAGGAGAGGGACAGAUAGCACAGACACAGAGUGUAAACCUUGUCCUCCUGGCACUUUUUCACGUGAGGAAUCUUACGCUACCAGCUGUAUACCACACACAGUUUGUAAAUCAGUGGCAGUUCCUGGAAGCAGCAUCAAUGACACUGUUUGCAGUGACUCGAGAACAGCAGUUGCCACAGCUCUACCUCACACUAUUUUGAACCUGCUCCUGACCCAAAGCUCAGCUUCCAAUCAGCCUCAAAUAAUAACUCGACCUGUCAUUUUAAACUCUGUACCUGAGAUGUCUCAUAUCAUUGGAUCAGUAGCAGGGCCAUUGUUAUUGGUCUUGAUAAUUGCUGGUUUGGGAUUCUGCUUAGUCUCCAAAAAGAAAGCCCCUGUGUGCUCUCCCCCAACUACAAAAGCAGAUUUGUCUUCUUCCCCUACAGAAAAAGAGCAUGACAAAAAAGUAAGAAACACAGGAUUGCAAAACUCCAGCAGUUCUGAGCAGGAGGAACAUCAUCUCUUGGAAACGUCUGGAUCCAUCAGUAGCUCCCCAAAUAAUUCAACCGGAUCUGCAAGAGUCACUGUAAUAAGUAGCAACAACAAUGGAAAGAAAGCAACAGAAGGAUUUCAGCAGCAACAUUCAAAUGUAGACCAUUGUAAGCUUCACAGCGGAGACAGACACAGCUCUGCAAGUUCAGAACAUUCUGGUAAUGGAGGAACGCAGGUGAAUGUGACUUGUAUUGUUAAAGUGUGUAGUCCAGACUGCAGUUCCCAGUUCCCAGAACAGCCUAGUUCAACUAGUAUGGAUUGUGGCAACACUCUCAAGCAUUCUCCAGCAGGGGAAAAGAUUCCCCUUUCAAAAGAAGAAAACCUCUUGAAAAAUGAAACUGAAAUUCGGAUCUCAGUGGAAAAUGAGGGCAGCUUACCUCAAGACUUGCUUCUGGAAGAAACAAAGUUCCCUCAAGGAAUUCAAGAUGUGAAGAUGAAAAACAGUUAAAAGAAAUUACAGAUGAUAAGAUC